This is a messenger RNA of Ictalurus furcatus (blue catfish), 12693 nucleotides long. It is a transcript of the gene pkd1b, whose product is annotated as polycystic kidney disease 1b. Gene Ontology annotation, biological process: kidney development. The record is from RefSeq and is a predicted model, not a curated record. NCBI's taxonomy places the organism in Eukaryota, Metazoa, Chordata, Actinopteri, Siluriformes, Ictaluridae. The transcript is spliced from 42 exons. The coding region runs from base 1 to 12351 and encodes 4116 amino acids. Gene Ontology annotation, molecular function: protein binding. Gene Ontology annotation, cellular component: membrane.
AUGGAUCUCGUGCACCUGAUUCUCAUCCUGAUCCUCAGCGCUCUGUCCAGCUGCUCCAGUGGUUCUCCACUAGAUGAAGAGUCUUGCCCAAAAGGAGCCCAGAUAGACCGAGACGGCUUGCGCUGCUACUGGAUGUCAGUGUCUACAUUAACCUGGCAAGAAGCAAGGACCGAUUGUCAGAACGUUAACAGAGGAGAUCUUGCCGUGGUGGACAAACCGAGCGUUCAGAAGUUUAUAGAAAACUCAUUUCUGCUAGAAGCCCCUGGAUUGGUUUGGCUGAGAAAUGGACUCUCAAGUCUUUUUGGUGCUGCUAACCCGAAUCAUGAAGACCGAGAGCGAGGGACUUGUUCUCAGAUGUCUCUUGGUUUGGGACAAUGGACAAGUAGCCCAUGUAACCAAAAGAAUCACUUUAUCUGUGGGAAACUGAUAUCAGUGUAUUUGCCAUCGUUGGACAGCUAUGUCAUUGGAGUGCCGGUAAUGUCCGGUGUAUACACACAGACCCAGUUACAUCCGCUGCCUUCACCACCGGACUUAAAACAACAGAGAGCUGAAAUGAUGCUGUUCCCAGGAAUCUGGGUCAGUCAUGGAGGCCAGGUGUUCACUAUCGAGUUGGUAGCUCAGCCCAGUCAGCAGCUUACCAUGGCAAGAGUUCAGAUUUUACGGCCGUACUGCAGCCCGAACCAUCACUUAGUUCCCCCAGGCUGCAGCUCCAUCGUCAAUCCGUUCACCUGCUGCUCGGUGAAGCCUUUGUGCAACACCACCGGUGGCUGUCCAAGUGCACAGUACUGGUGCCAUCUGGUGGAGAGCUGCCUACCAGUCGCCAGCCCUUGCAGCCCUUAUCACUCAUCUGCCGAUGGACACGUCUUCACUCUGCCGCCCCGCUACACUGCAAUGACUCCUUUCUACCACAUGGUGGCAGACAUAGCAUUGGAAAUACCUCCAGCUUCUGAGCCUGUCCACAUCGAGGUCAUGUUUAAAGGGAAAGAGUUCCCCGUGUUUCCCGACGAUAUUCUUGCCGUUCAGCACACUAGGAAAUCCGGAGAGUUCCUACGAUGUACGAGCGACUCUGAUUCCGCCUGGCGCCAGAGCUACAUCUCUAUUCCCGGACCUGAGUGGGGUGGCUGGGUAGAUGUCGCAGUGUCUGGUCUGACAGAUGAAGGCCACUGGUUGGACAACAUGUCCUGCGACCUGCGUCUGAUCUACGAAGACCUUGGACAUCUCUCUGGUCCUUCCGCAGCUGUGAACAGCACGCCGAGUGAAGCCAGUAUAGACCUGAGCACACCUAGCAGCGUUCUGAUCGACGCUCAGACCCCAGUGUCAGGAAUGCAGAUUCUCUAUCCUGUACCUGGCAAAGAAAAUCGAAUUCAUCUACCGGUAAACAUCCAAACGUUAAUUAUUAUCGAGAUCCUUUCAGGAAGAAAUGCGACAAGCUCAUGGUCUGCCCCGGUGUCGAGGGCAGGGGUCCCGUUCCGAAAAUCCUGUCCAGCGGAGAUUUCUGAAAUUCAGGUCGUUUGUCAGAGGGGUUCUUCCGAGACAUGGUUCUCGUAUGUGUACGUCAUGCCCACUAGCCAAGCGGAACAAACUCUGAACAUUACAGCGUCGAACCAGCUGAGCUCUCAGACUCUGAGUGUGAAGAUUCAAGCUCAUAUUAUUAUCACAGGACUGAGAAUACAACCGCAGGGGUUUCAUAGAGUUCUAGUGGACAUACCACAGAUGUUCACCACAGCAGUGGCCACUGGUUCGUCUGUGAAGUACACCUGGGUUAUUGAUAAUCUCGUCCAGUUUGCCUACACAGGCGAGGCAUACAGCGUCACGUUCAACAAACCAGCACAGUACACGCUCAAGGUAACAGCGGAGAAUCCCGUUAGCACUCAGGACACAGAGGUCAAACUCACGGCGGAUGUAAUGACCCCGUUAGCCGACCUCGCAUUACUGUCCAAGAAGGAGGUUGUUGCUGUAAACACCUCAAACAUCUACACCGUUAGAGUGAAACUGGAUGUCUCGAUCGGUGUCACAAUACGGUGGGAUUUUGGUGAUGGUUCUAGCUGUGUUAAUCAUACACUCGUCGCUCCGUUAGCAAGGAACGAUGUACCACUGGACCGGACUGCAACGCAGAUAUACUUGCAGGAUCAUGCACAUCAUGUCUACACAACACCAGGCGACUAUACGCUGAGGAUACAAGCCCGAAAUAAAUAUGACUUUAUCCAAACGGCUGUGCUACUUAAAGUAAGAUCUCCACUGACCAAACUGUUAGUCUUAUCAAAGCCAGCUCUCCCCAAAGUCAAUCAAACCAUUCUUUUAGAAGCCUCAUCACAGCCGUCUUCAUACGGAAUAGCUUACACAUGGAACUUUGGAGAUGGCUCGUCAGAGAUCGAAGGACCUCAUAAGAUGACCGGGCAUGCUUUUAAGAAAGCCGGUGUGUUCAAUAUUUCUGUGUGUUCCAACAACACUCUGUCAAGGCUGGAUUCCUGGAUGAUUGUGGAAGUUUUCGAAACUAUCUCAGGUCUCCAUCUGAGGUAUAAUGGCCCCAGUGAACUCAGUUCCAUCACGGAAAUCAGUGGAAGCGUGUCUACGGGUACCAAUCUCAGGUGGACCUUUGAUCUCGGUGAUGGGACUGUGGUUAAAGACCUUGAGAAGAACUCGAUCUCGCAUGUCUAUAGGUCUACGGGAAACUACACUGUCCAGGUAACAGUCGGGAAUGCUGUGAGCAGCGUGAGACAGUCUAUCAGUGUAGAAGUUUAUCAUCUUGCUGUUAUGGGGAUCCUGCCACUAGAAUGCAUGGUGAGUGGAAAGGAAGUAAAUCUUCAGGCACUAGUGACCGGGAAUGUUUCUCAGCUGACUUUCCAUUGGAGUUUCGGAGACAGUACUGGUAUGUCAGUGAAGAAAGGAACAACAACCGUUGCUCAUACCUUCUCAGGUACUGGGAGAUACCUUAUCGACGUGACCGUCUAUAGCCAAGCAGGAUCUGCUCGCUAUCAGAUAAAUAGAUGUGUUGAGAACUUAAUUACAGAUUUGAACCUGCACUCAACUGUAAAUGUUGCAGCAGUGGGUGAAGAGAUAUGUUUUGAUGUGUCAGUGCUUCCGACCGGUGGUGAAAGCUACCGAUUUCUCUGGUAUAACAGCUCUUCCUGUGACUGCCCGAUCAAUGGGACAUCACAUCACUGCUUUGUUUUUUCAAAAGAAGGCAUGCAUAAAGUUAUGGUAAUCACGCGAAACCAGGUCAGCGAGAAAUCUGCGACGACGACGAUUAUCGUCCAAAGACCUAUAGCAAAACUGUCUGUACAACACAAUGGUGAUAAGGAUGUGCUUACUGUCAAUCAGUCCUAUUACUUUUGGACUGAACCAAGCCAGAAUAAUGUUGCUAUCGAGUGGGACUUUGGUGAUGGCUCACUGAAGAGCGAAGGCCAAAAUCUGUCCCAUGCUUUCACUUCAGCUGGUCAGUAUCAUGUCAGUGCUUCAGUUUUUAAUGCAAUUAGCAAAGAGAUUGUGGGUGUUGAUGUAGAAGUCCAAGUUCCUAUACGUAACGUAAUCAUUCACACCAAUCAGCCGUUUGCAGAAGCAGACCGAGAAGCAAUUUUCACAGUUUCAAGCAACGUCAUGGAUGACGUCGAAUUUUAUUGGACAGUGGACUCCCUGACUCCUUUAAAGCUUGGGACAUCAGAGUACAAAUAUGUGUUUCCCAAAGCAGGGAUCUUUCACGUUAGAGUCGUAGUACAGAAUCUCGUCAGUAAAAUCGAAACCUCAACAACAAUUGAGGUUCUAGAGAGAAUACAAGAUGUCCAAAUUACAAGCCAGAUUCUUAAAUCUAUGAGCUAUUUCCCCACAAACGAGAGCAUCACUUUGAGCGCUACUGUAAACCAGGGAACCAGCUUGGAAUAUCGGUGGUUAGCUCAUCAGGAUGGAGUUAACGAUAUAGUUGGUGUUGGCGAGGAUUUUAAAUUAUUUACAAGUCACCCUGGUGAUGUGUCUGUCAGGCUUAUAGUUGCCAACGUUCUUGGUAAAGUGCAUCGUAAUUGUUCUUUAAGGGCAGUUGAACGUACUUCUGGUGUAAAUAUCUCAUCACCGUUAAACGUAAUAGCAAAAGGAAAACCCGUUAAGUUGGCAGUGACUAUGAAAACUGGGACGGAUCUUCGGUACGUUUGGUUUUUAGACACUGAUCGCUCUCCGAUUAGAACAGAUGUACCUUUUGUCCUCCAUGUUUUUAAUGCCGUUGGUGUUUUUCAGCUAAGAGCGUCAGUGGGGAAUGUUUUGGGCGCAGUCAAUGCUACCAAACAGCUCACAAUUCAGGAGCCCGUUUCAGAGAUCGACUUUGAGGUAAAUGGACGAUCACAUCCCUACUUUGUCAAAUCAAACAGUGUCUUGAAGUUCCAUGGAUCUGUCAGAAAUGAUCAAGGAAAUGAUCUACACUGGGAGUGGACGGCCAUUUUAUGUGAAGGAAGUGCAGUUGUUUUAGGUCAAAAUCACACCAUCAGCUACUCCUUUAUGGAUGCAGGAGAUCAUCGAGUAACUCUUAACGUCUCAAAUGAGAUCAGCUGGCAGUCUGUGUCACAUGUAGUAACAGUACAAGAUGCCAUUAAAGGUCUUAGUCUAAGAGUCAGUGAUGCGAUCGUCUGUGAGAAUGAUCCAGUCACUUUCACACCGACCGUCACUCAGGGAAGCGGUGUUUCAUUCAACAUGGAAUUUCCAGGAGGGAAUGCAUCCCUAAAAGAUCAGGAGGAUUUUACCACCUCAUCCCUUCCUGUUGGAAAUCACACCAUCAAAGCAACUGCUAAGAAUCUUGUUAGUGCCUUAUCAGCAAACAUCACUGUGAAGGUGGUAGAACGAGUUAAAGGUCUUCAUUUGGUUGACUGCUGCUCUUCUGUCUUGGAAGCCUCAAAACCAGUCAGUUUCAAAGCAUCAGUAAGAACAGGAUCUAAGGUCGCUUACCGAUGGAAUUUCCACUUAGAUGGAUUCAAGACCUUACGACAAACUGGUCCAAAUGUCUUGUAUUCUCCAUUUGGCAAUGGAUCCCUCUCUGUGACAGUAGAAGCUAGGACUGACUUCUGUUCGCAGUCCAUGACGGAGACAGUACAAGUUCAGUGGCCGGUGAAAAACGUGAAGCUCUUCAUCUUAUCUGAUGGACCUUUUGUACAUCACAACAUCACAUUUUUUGCCCUCAUUGAUGGCGGGAGUGACCUUUUGUUCAAGUGGAACUUUGGUGAUGCUAAUGAAGGGAUCCGAGUUACAACAUCCAAUACGGAAGUCUACAAAUAUAACGUGGAAGGAAGAUUUACGGUCCAAGUAACUGUUUUCAAUAACAUCAGCCAAGUCUCGGCACACUUCCCAGUUCUGGUAAAGAAACUGGAAUGCACCCAGCCUCGCGUCACCCUCAUCCAAGAACAGGCGAAAAUUCCUAAAUCAAGGCACAGCUAUUUUGAAGCAAGUGUGGAUCUGAAUGAUUGCGCUUCUUACAAGACAAACUACCUCUGGGAGAUCUUUACAGAUCCAGACUGCAUGGAAAGGAAAGUCUGUUUAAAUAAUUCAGUGGAUGUUACCACACCACUCCUGACUCUCCCAAAGCAUACACUAGAAGUGGGGGACUACUGUCUAAAGUUUACUACUGGGUUUGAAGGAACGCCAUUGCAUCAUUACAAGACUACAGGGUUUUCUGUAGUGAACAGUCCAUUGGUUCCCCUGAUCAAAGGUGGCUCUUUCCAAAUUUGGUCAAACCAGAAAGACCUGAUACUGGAUGGAACUGAGUCUUAUGAUCCUGACGCUACAGUUCAAGAGACUGAUCUGUUGAAGUUUCAAUGGGAUAUUACAAUGGAGCAGAACAUCAGCACAUCUCACUAUCCAGUGUCCUUCCUUAAUCAUUAUUCCAUUGAACGCAAUGGCAGCAAGCUUAUUCUGCCCAGGCAUGUCCUAGAGCCGGAGAGCGUGUACCACUUCACACUAACAAUUCAAAAACCUGGUAGAUCACCCAUCUCUACUAUUCAGCAUGUUCAAGUACGUGAAGCAGAAAUACUGCCUGUGACUGUAAAGUGUGUAUCCUGCAGAUCGGUGUUUUCUCGUUCUGUCACUCACAGCCGUCCUCUUGCAUUGACUGGAAGCUGUUCUCUGUGCAAUGGCACUGUUCAGUAUAAUUGGACUGCAGGAAACACGAAAGGUGAAGUUUUACUUCUGAACGAAGUCACAACUUCAACGGGAUACAGCUCUACAGAUCUUGUCGUCAGACCUAAUACACUAAAACCUGGAUUUGAGUAUAUAUUCAGUCUUAACGUGUCCCAACCAGCUACUGGACUAUGGGGAUUGGCGAGCAUUGCUUUAACCCCUGAGCAACCACCCGAGGCUGGCAACUGCACCCUGUCUCCAGAAGAUUCGGUUCAACUUCUGCAAAAUGUAGUUUCAUUCAACUGCUCAGGCUGGGUGGAUGAAGAUAGUAGCUCUUCUCAGAUGAUAUACGCUCUUCAGGUAGCACAAUGUGAGAACCCGGGAACACGGUGUCCAUGGAUAACGCUAUACCGAGGCACACAAAACACAUUUGGCACGCUGGUACCCCUGGGCAGUACAAGACGAGGCCAAAAUGCUUCCAUUAUUACAGUAAUGGUGACUGUUGAGGACAACAUGGGAGCCAAAGUCACUGCUAUCAAAAGGAAUCUGCUAGUCAUGGUGCCAGUGAGUGACCAAGGCACAACGGAAUGGUUGAAGAAAAAGAGUCAGGAGGAACUGUGUGCUUUAUUGAAACAAGGCAACCCUCAGGAUCUUAUACCAUAUGCCACGGCUCUGACCAGCCAGCUCAAUCAGUUAAAGGCCACUAGCAUACAGGAGGUUAAGGACAAAGUCCAAAUACGAGGCAAUGUGACCCAGGCCUUGGCCUCUCUCUCAGUGUCCUCGCUCCAGGAUGCAGCACAGAUCAGCUCAGCUUUGGCUCGUUCCACGGCCAUUACUUCUGAGAUUCAGUGUGGAGACUGUAACUCUCGAGUCGUGGAGGCCAUGAGGAAGAUGAUCGACGUGAUCAGAGCGCAAACUAGACAAGGAGAUGUCACUCCUGUAGACACUGGAAGCGAUAUUCUGAAUGUUUUAAGUAGCUCAAUGUCUGUUCGGAAUCCAGCAAACGCUUCAGGUUUACUCUCCCGCCACGCUCAACAUCAAGACACCGCAGUAUCAGCGUUUCACCAGGUCGGACAGCUAAUGCGUAGCUUGAUGUGGUCACGGAUGCCUGGCGAGGAAGCUCUCUCCCUCAAAGCUCCACGUAUCAACGCAGUAGGCAAACGCGGUGACCCGACUUCAGACCUCCUGUGUACUGACCCGUCCAGCCCCUGCCAGUUUCACAUCCCUCCGAACCUGAGCUCACAACUCAGGGCUGAAAGACCAGAAGUCGUUCAGAUUCUCCUGGUUGUGGAGAGCGAGGAGAUCCCAUUCAUCUCCAAUGCAGAUCCACCAAUUUCUACUACACUAGCUGCGAUGGAAUUCACCACACCGCAGGGUCUGCCGAUCCCCGUUGCGAACCUGACAGUGGAACGUGCCAUACGUGUGACUCUACAAAACAAGAAGAUGGAGGCCUCGGGAAGGGUUAACGUCACUCUGCCAUCGGAAGGAAGUGUGAACUUCACGGUCAGGGCUGUAGAGACGGCGCCGAAUUCCGGGCUCUUUAUCGCCUUUAACUUCAGCUCGAUUCAAGGAAGUGGUAAGUCGAGCUCUGGAAAAGUCAUCAUCGUCGUAUCUGAUGAACAAACCUUUCAACCACCCCGACACUCUCAUGUUAAAGAGCUCUCCUUCGCCUUCUCGAGCACAAGUUCUUCAGUGGAGGAAACAGUCUUCCUUACACCAGUCUUGAAUGGCUCUGCUAAGGACCUGUACGUGACCCUGAAGAACAGUGCAGGUGUGGAGUUGUGUGUCUCGGUGUGUGUGUUCAGCUCUCUCUGCCAGUUCUUCAGCAUGGAACAGAGACGCUGGAGCACAGCCGGUCUGAGCGUGCUCGGUACUAGCAGCCCUGAUACUGCUCACUGCCUCACUGAGCACCUCACGCUUUUUGGAGCCAGUCUGUUCGUUCACCCAGAUGCCAUCGUACUUCUCGCACCAUCAGAUGGACCGAGCAGAAACAUUGUGGUGGGGUUAGUGUGUGGGAUUCUACUCCUGAUUCAUCUGCUGGUCGGUCUCAUCACCCACAAACUAGACCAUCUGGAGAGCCUGCGCUUGAGCUGCAUCCCACUGUGUGGCCAGUCAGGACGCUACCGUUAUCGGGUACUGGUCAAAACUGGUUGGUACAGAGGAGCCGGAACGUCUGCUCACAUAGGUAUUAGUCUGUAUGGUCUUAACAAAAGUGGUUCACGUCACCUGCAACGAGAUGGAGCCUUUCAGAGGAAUGGUCUCGACGACUUUCAGGUAGAAACUGAUGUCAACUUGGGAGAAGUCUGGAAAAUAUGCAUCUGGCAUGACAACACAGGUCUGGACCCCUCAUGGUAUCUCCAGCACGUGACAGUGUGGGACAUGCAGACGGAUAACAUGUUCUUCUUUCUGGUGGAGGACUGGCUGUCUGUGGAGAAUGAAAAGAACUCGGGCUUGGUUCAGAAAGUGGUGCUGGCUACGUGCCCGCCAGAGUUGCGGCAGUUCAGGAGGAUUCUGCAUGCACAGCUGCUAUUCGGACUGCAGGAUCAUCACCUCUGGCUGUCUCUAUGGGAGCGUCCGGCUCACAGCACUUUUAGCCGAGCUCAGAGAGUAACCUGCUGCGCUCUGAAUCUGCACCUCUACCUAGCAGCAGGGGUGAUGUGGUAUGGAUCAGUGGCCACAAUAAGCAGCGGAGGUCCAGUUGCUGACCGGAUGCCAAUGACCCCAGAGACCAUACUGGUUGGAAUGACCAUUGCUUUUGUGAUGUUUCCCCUCCAAUCCCUUCUCACCUUCCUGUUCAGAAAGACCAAGAGCAAGGUUGCCAUGGAGCUCUCUCUGCCUCCUUCUCCCGUGUCUGAUAUUGUAGAGAUGGAUGUGUACCUCAGCCACCCAGACAUCUCCUGCACUUCCUUUUUGUCCAUGCCUAUAGGCCACGAGUCCUCAACACAUGAAGAGUCUUCUUUUGUGAGACUUUGCUAUUUUUGGUUGAACAUGCGUGGAGUAAAACAUUUGGCGAUGUGCUGUUAUAGGAAAAUAAUCAACAGCAGGACCAAUCAAAAUCAAGAAUUUAACAGCACUGUGGUAUAUAAUGGAUUAAAGUUGGCAUGGUGGCGGAUAAACAGAACACUGAAAUGUUUGCGUUUUAUUAAGGAGUCAUCGGAGAGCUCGAAACUGGAGUCGGAGUUUUGGAACAGUUCGCACUUUGGGAGUGAAAGUCCUCGCUCUAGCAGAGUGGAAGAGUGGACAUCAAGCGACAGCAUGUUAGGCCUUGCUGAGUUGAUGGGACCCGUACGGCUCUUGAAGAGAAAAAGAGCACUUCUUCAGUUACGACUGAAUUCUCCGACGUCUGAACUUCCAAGCUCUGAAGAUAGCCGUUCUCCAUAUCUGAAGAAACAGCAGCUAUCGUUCUCUGAAGAGGAGUUGCUGCCUGUUUCUGCAGAUCCUUACCUAUCCAGUGCUGCUUCUUCAGGGCCAAGUACAUCUGAUAGCGGUCGAUAUUCGCCCAACGAAACUGUUCUAUCUGACAUACUGGAGAGUUCCUCUAGUGAAUGGAUGGAUCCGAGUGCAGAGAAAUCUGAUUGCGACGCUGGUCUUUAUAAAUCCCAUUGUUCCAUGUCAGUGUGUAGUGUGGCCAGUACCUUCCUCCCUAGUCUUCCCCCAGACUCCUUCAGCACCACCUCCACCACACACAUCGGAGUGUCUCGUGGUGGGCCGGGUCUGAUGCUACCAUCUUGGGUGUUGGCUGUGGCGUAUCUUCUUGUGGCUGUGCUUUUGGGAACAUGUCUGGUCUUGGUGGGCUUAUACGGGAGCACCUUCUCCAACUCGGUGCUCCUCAUGUGGCUCACUUCAGUCCUGUCAGCCUUCUUCACAUCAGUCCUGGUCUUGGAGCCCCUCAUGAUAUGUGUUCGGGCCGUGUAUCUUGCCUCUGUGUUGAAACCAGUUGACCCAGAGGUGGAGGAUCGGUUGGCCCAGGAGACCGUUGUGAUGAGGAUUGGGAAGGACCAAGGGGUUAAAGUACGUCCUCUAUGUGGAUACAGCCUGCUGCACGCUAAAGAAGAGGCACGGAAAGUCAGAAUUCUCCGAAAUCUCAUGAAAAACUGCCUGAUCUACAUGCUGUUCCUGUUGGUGGUUCUCAUGAUGAACUAUCAGGAUAAUGUCCAGGAGACGAAUGGCAGAUUGCUUCACCCUGCAGUUAAACGUUCAAUCAUCUCAGCCUCGCCAAGACAACCUAACCUCACAGCCCUAUCAGGGUGGACAGAAGUGUGGCAGUGGAUGGACCAAAGCUUAACAGCACACCUCCACAAAAAUCCCUCCCUCUCGCUGAUUGGCUUAGCACGACUACAGAGAUUGAAGUCAACAAACUUUUGUGGAGGGAAUACCAAGGAUACAGUGACGCUGAUGAUGUUCGGCGCUCAAAAUUCAGGACAUCUGAGACAAAGACACCAAAGCAACAGUACUACCUCGCUCCUCAACUGGCCGUGGUCCACAGCACAGUCAUGUGUCUCCAGUGAGACAGAUGAGAUGUUGCUCGGAAACAGCAGUUUCUUCACCAGUCACAUCCUGUCAGGCCUGAAACAAGCACAUUGGAUCACAGCAGAGACCCAAGCCGUGUUAGUUGAGUUUACUCAGUACCACAGAGAGACGGGGAUAUUCCUGCCCGUCUCCAUACUGCUGGAGAAAACACAGACACAGCGGAUUCUCUCCACCAUCUCCAUCCAGUCAGUUCAUAUCCCGGGAUCUUUCUCUGGACUAGAUUUAAACAUCGCCAUAACGGCUCUACUGCUGAUCUUCUCCUUGUGUUUUCUGAGUGCUGAGGUUUGGAGGAUGCUCAGAGAACGAGCUCAGUACCUAACCCAGGGUUGGCGUCUCUUCCAGCUCUUGGUAGCUUUACUGUCCUUCUCAGCAGCUUCAGUGCGCUUUUGUUUCUUGUCCACGUCCGCUGCUUGUCUUUCUGUUCAUGUCUCCCAGCCUGACACCUUCACUGGAUUUCACAGCGUUGCUGCUUUGGCCAAGAGUUCCUCGCAGCUCUCGGCUGUGUUGCUGAUGUUGCUGGUUCCACAGAUGGCAGGCUCUCUGCAGUUUGUAAGAAGGUGGGUGGUGUUCGGCAGGGUUCUCCAUCAGGCCUGCGCUGAGAUCUGUGGAGUAGCCCUCCUGUUCGUGCUCCUGCUGCUUCUCUUCUCCCACACAGGCUGCUUGCUUUUCUCAGCUUCCGUGGAAGGCUUCAGGACUACAAGGCAAGCUAUUCAGUCCCUGAUGUGCUUGUUGAGAAAUCGAAUAGUUUUACGGCAACUGUCUGAGGAGCAUCCAGUGCUUGGGCCGCUAUUCUGCCUCACUUUAUUCGGGCUGGGGUUCUGGCUCCUUGGGCGUCUAUGUGGAGCCGUGUUAUUACAAUGGUACAAGACUAUCCGGGCAGAAAUGUAUCGGCCAUCCAUGGAACCACAGGACUAUGAGAUGGUAGAGUUUCUCAUCAAGAGACUUAAGCUAUGGAUGGGGCUCAGCAAGAUAAAGGAGUUCAGGCACAGAGUAAAGUUUGAGGGCAUGGAGUCACCACCUUCCAGAUCAUCCCAGUGCUCCCAGUUCUCCAACAUCUCCUCACCCGUCAGUCCUCCAGGGCCACGUCUGGUAUCCUCUGCCUCCUCUCAGGUCUCAGAGUCUUCCACCCUCUCUGAGAGCCAUGAGGUCCAGCAAUACCUUGAUCGCUUGCUGCCCUCCGUGGACAGUCUCCUUGCUGGUUUUGAUCGUGUCAAUCAACUGACCGAUGAUGUGUUGAAUAUUGAGGAGCAGCUUCAGAUAGUCCAAAGCAGACUUGUCCAGAACAGAAAGAAGCAAAGUGAGCCACAACCACAUAUGCCCCCAACCCCAAAACUGGCAAGACCAAGCCAAACUUCCCUUCGCAUGGGACUGAAGCCUCUUCAGUCUUCCCAUGAUGGUAUCCCUCAAGUCCCCCCUCAUCGACGUGCUACCCACUCCGAGUCAUCUCUCCUGGGGCCUUCUGCCCAUGUCACGAAUUAUCUAUCAGUAUCAGGAAGGUGGAAGUCUCAGACAGCAGACCCAAAGACUAGGGGUUUCCCUAGACGAAGAGCCUGGCACUCAGGAUCCUGUCACUCUGCAGAUACCAUUCAAAGUUUCGCUAAGUCUCAAGGUCCUGGAGCCAUUCCUCUAAGACCUCGCAGUGAAGAAGGGGAUUGGACUGAAUCAAGUGAAGACAUGCCAGUUAAAAAGAAAGCCUGGCACUCUGAUCCCUCUGAUACAGAAAAGGACUAAGUCUGUCCUGUGUACCAAAAUUUGGUAGUGUUCAUUGGUAGGAGUAAAAGCUUUUGUAUUCUUUAAAUGAAUGAUGUAUUCCCUGUCUUGGAAUGUGACCAGGAAGUCAAGUAAGGAGCAGCAAAUCGGGGACAUUUAUGUUCCAUCAUUUUACACCAAAAUAAUCAACCAGUUCUUUGGUGUACCUGUCAAUCAUUCCUGUGUACUUUCAUUAACUGUAUUUCGACAUUUAUACUACAAAUUGAUGCAGUUCAUACAUAAAGCUUAAAGAAAUUUAUAUAUAAAUUUCUUCCUUUGAUUAAGUUUUUUUGUAACUUUUUUUCCCCCAGUCAUGCUUUUCUU